Molecule: messenger RNA, 1659 nt
Organism: Procambarus clarkii (red swamp crayfish)
Lineage: Eukaryota; Metazoa; Arthropoda; Malacostraca; Decapoda; Cambaridae
Product: repetin-like
Cellular component (GO): cornified envelope
Source: RefSeq, a predicted model, not a curated record
AUGACAAGAACCACUGUAAAGUACAGUGUUGACGGAUACAAUGUACUUGACAACAGCCGGUACCUGACGGAUGAGGCCAAGAGCUUACUAAUCGUCCCACAGCAUGACUGUCUGGGACACUCUCCACACCUGCCGGAGCAUGACUGUCUGGGCCACUCUCCACACCUGCCGGAGCAUGACUGUCUGGGCCACUCUCCACACCUGCAGGAGCAUUACUGUCUGAGCCUCUCUCCACACCUCCCGGAGCAUGACUGUCUGGGCCACUCUCCACACCUCCCGGAGCAUGACAGUCUGAGCCAUUCUCCACACCUCCCGGAGCAUGACUGUCUGGGUCACUCUCCACACCUGCCGGAGCAUGACUGUCUGGGCCACUCUCCACACCUGCCGGAGCAUGACUGUCUGGGCCACACUCCACACCUGCCGGAGCAUGACUGUCUGGGUCACUCUCCACACCUGCCGGAGCAUGACUGUCUGGGCCACUCUCCACACCUGCCGGAGCAUGACUGUCUGGGCCACUCUCCACACCUGCCGGAGCAUGACUGUCUGGGCCACUCUCCACACCUGCCGGAGCAUGACUGUCUGGGCCACACUCCACACCUGCCGGAGCAUGACUGUCUGGGUCACUCUCCACACCUGCCGGAGCAUGACUGUCUGGGCCACUCUCCACACCUGCCGGAGCAUGACUGUCUGGGUCACUCUCCACACCUGCCGGAGCAUGACUGUCUGGGCCACUCUCCACACCUGCCGGAGCAUGACUGUCAGGGCCACUCUCCACACCUGCCGGAGCAUGACUGUCUGGGUCACUCUCCACACCUGCCGGAGCAUGACUGUCUGGGCCACACUCCACACCUGCCGGAUCAUGACUGUCUGGGUCACUCUCCACACCUGCCGGAGCAUGACUGUCUGGGCCACUCUCCACACAUGCCGGAGCAUGACUGUCAGGGCCACUCUCCACACCUGCCGGAGCAUGACUGUCAGGGCCACUCUCCACACCUGCCGGAGCAUGACUGUCAGGGCCACUCUCCACACCUGCCGGAGCAUGACUGUCAGGGUCACUCUCCACACCUGCCGGAGCAUGACUGUCUGGGCCACUCUCCACACCUGCCGGAGCAUGACUGUCUGGGUCACUCUCCACACCUGCCGGAGCAUGACUGUCUGGGCCACUCUCCACACCUGCCAGAGCAUGACUGUCAGGGCCACUCUCCACACCUGCUGGAGCAUGACUGUCUGGGUCACUCUCCACACCUGCCGGAGCAUGACUGUCUGGGCCACACUCCACACCUGCCGGAGCAUGACUGUCUGGGUCACUCUCCACACCUGCCGGAGCAUGACUGUCUGGGCCACUCUCCACACCUGCCGGAGCAUGACUGUCAGGGCCACUCUCCACACCUGCCGGAGCAUGACUGUCUGGGCCACUCUCCACACCUGCCGGAGCAUGACUGUCUGGGCCACUCUCCACACCUGCCGGAGCAUGACUGUCUGGGCCACUCUCCACACCUGCCGGAGCAUGACUGUCUGGGCCACUCUCCACACCUGCCGGAGCAUGACUGUCCUCAGGCCAGGCUCCACACCUGCCGGAGCAUGACUGUCUGGGCCACUCUCCACACCUGCCGGAGCAUGACUGUCCUCAGGCCAGGCUCCACACCUGCCGGAGCAUGA